CUGGGUCUGAACUCCCCCACACACACAUGUCUACGCUUCCAGUGCUGGAGCUCCACUGAGUCGCACUAAGACGCACAAACCGAUUCCUCACUCGGAUCUCCGUCUCGUCCCCGACUCGUGCUGUUUUCGGAUCACUAACCACACAGAACUUAAAGAAGCAAUCUAUAACUCGGGAUCUCUCCUCUCUGGAACUACUGUGGGUUCAAACCAAACAAGUCGAUCGAAAGACGUUCGAAGUUUACGCAUGAAUCAAAAGAAGGACCAAGCGUGAUGUGAACCAUCAGACUACAAAGGACUGCGCCAAUCAGACGGACACAAGGUGCACUUUAACCUAAACGAUCGUUUCUGUUCUGCGUUAUUAUUUUAUUGCUUAUUAUUUAUUAGUAUUAUGAAUGGUACACGCACUGUCAUGGAGCUCAUCAACAGCCCGAGACCUGAGUGGUGAAGAAACAGCAUCAUAAGAUCGCAGCUAUGAAGGUCUUAAGGCGUUACGACGGCGCGGCCUUCGCACUCGUCUGGAGCUUCCUGGGCUUCCUACAGAGUGUCCAGUGCGCUUUAGGGGACAACCAUGUUCACUCGAGCUUCAUUUACAGACGCCUGAGAAACCACGAGCGCAGAGAAAUCCAAAGGGAGAUUCUCUCCAUCCUGGGUUUGCCCCAUCGUCCGAAACCCUUCUCUCCGUCAAAGCAGGCAUCCUCGGCACCUCUCUUCAUGCUUGAUCUGUACAACGCCAUGACGACCGAGGAAACAGAAGAGGACGCACUACUCGAAAGCACAGGCAAAGCGAUCAGUUUAAACUCUUUGGGAAAUUCGCGUAAAAGUCAACACAGCGCUCCAUACGGAUAUUCACGCGCGCCUGUGGCCUGGACAAGUCAGAGUCCACCUCUGGCUACUUCACACGACGCAAACUUUCUGAACGAUGCCGACAUGGUCAUGAGCUUUGUGAAUCUGGUGGAGCGAGACAGGGAUUUUUCCCACCAGAGGAGACACUAUAAAGAGUUCCGUUUUGACCUGACUCAAAUUCCGGAUGGCGAGGCCGUAACAGCAGCAGAGUUUCGCAUCUAUAAAGAUCACAGUCAUGGGAGACAUGAAAACGUCACUCUAAAGGUCUCAAUAUACCAGGUGAUCAAGGAAUAUCAAAAUAGGGAUGCAGAGACAUUUCUGCUCGAUUCGAAGAAAAUUCGUGCCUCAGAUGGAGGAUGGCUGGUGUUUGACAUCACAGCCACCAGUAACCAUUGGGUGCUUAACCCGCAGCAGAACAUGGGCCUUCAGCUCUGUGUAGAGACCAUGGACGGUCGAAGCAUCAACAUGAAAUCGGCUGGGAUCAUCGGCAGGAGUGGGCCACAAUCCAAGCAGCCUUUUCUCGUGGCAUUUUUCAAAGCCAGCGAAGUGUUGCUGCGCUCUGUCCGAGCCACGGGGGGAAAGAGGAAGAACCCAAGCAGAAACAAAAGCAAAAGUCAACCGAAACCCUCACAAACCACCAAGAUUGGAGAUCCAAACAUCAGCGAACAGAAGCAAGCCUGCAAGAAGCAUGAGCUUUAUGUCAGCUUCCGUGAAUUAGGAUGGCAGGACUGGAUAAUUGCCCCUGAGGGCUAUGCGGCAUUUUAUUGUGAUGGAGAAUGCUCAUUUCCACUCAAUGCACAUAUGAAUGCAACAAAUCAUGCGAUUGUGCAAACUCUGGUCCAUCUCAUGUUUCCUGACAAUGUGCCAAAGCCUUGCUGUGCACCGACCAAGCUGAACGCGAUAUCGGUGCUAUACUUUGACGACAGCUCAAAUGUAAUUCUGAAAAAAUAUCGCAAUAUGGUCGUCAGGUCUUGUGGGUGCCACUGAAGUCCGUAUAUGUACUCGGGCUUGUUUUUGUGAUGCACACAAUCACACAAAGUCAGUGGGGUUUAUACAUUAAGUUCAUUUUUAACUGGAGACUCUAGACUAAGCUUUUUUAUUUUUUUUUGUAAACCCUGCCACCUAUAAUAUAGCUGGAAGAAAGAAAGAAAAAAAAAACCCCCCACACAUACCAGAUAUAGUUUUGAGAUUUACAGUGAUGUACAGUGUUAUGUAUAUAUUAGCUCAUGAAUGUGCUUAUUUAUUUGGCUUUAUUUUGAAAUAAUAAAAGACAUGUUGAACAUUUACCACUUGCAGAUAAUAAAUGCUCUUUCCGAAUCCCUAUUUAAAUGGCCAGUCAUUUAAGCAGCAGCUAUUAUUAACCCUUUUGAUCAUGAACGAUAUUUCUGGCAAUUUUAAAUGCUGGUGUUUUGAAUCCCUGCAGAAUUUAUAUGAAUUUACAUUAGUAAUUUGAAUAAUAUAUAUUACAUUUAUUGUAUUAGGACAAUGUUAAUGUGUUAUUAAAUAUGUUUCCAAAAAAAAUGCUACUGAAAUAUCUUUUUUUUUUUUCACGGUUAUAAAUAGCCUUUGUGAAUAAAUCAUUUCACUUCCUUGCAACUUGCACUAGCACAGAUUUCAAGCUAGUGUCUUAUGUAAGCAUGGCUUACAUCUAAACACUCAUUCAUCACUGUCUGUCCGUACCUGCAUGACUCUUGAACUAUAAUUAUCCAAAUCCGACAUCACCCAGAAGCAUGAGGAUGGUUUGAUUCCUUUAAAGGAACUGGGAUUCCUUUCGGGGUUUAUUCUCAUGCCAUCGCAGGGAUUUUUUUCCUUGCUUGUAGCUCACUCAUUAAAGCUUUAGACACAGAUUUAUGUAAAGCUACUUUGUGGUCAUGGAUAAUGUUAUACAUACAAGUUCAACUGAAU
This is a messenger RNA of Tachysurus fulvidraco (yellow catfish), 2748 nucleotides long. It is a transcript of the gene bmp5, whose product is annotated as bone morphogenetic protein 5. Bases 472 to 1830 code for a protein of 452 amino acids. Gene Ontology annotation, cellular component: extracellular region. Gene Ontology annotation, biological process: SMAD protein signal transduction. The transcript has 7 exons. Gene Ontology annotation, molecular function: cytokine activity; growth factor activity. NCBI's taxonomy places the organism in Eukaryota, Metazoa, Chordata, Actinopteri, Siluriformes, Bagridae. The record is from RefSeq and is a predicted model, not a curated record.